Molecule: messenger RNA, 657 nt
Organism: Microthlaspi erraticum
Lineage: Eukaryota; Viridiplantae; Streptophyta; Magnoliopsida; Brassicales; Brassicaceae
Source: the annotation of a GenBank genome assembly
AUGAGUGAACUCGAUCUCGGAACGAGUCAGGGGCCAACGACGGAGACACACCGCACGACGACGACGUUUCUUGAUUUGCUCCGACGACAGAUGAGCGGUGUCGAUCGCACCAGGAGGAAGCGGACUCUCAAAGAACGGCUGAGAUUCAAAUGCAUCGGAUGCUGUGGGCCCACCUGGGGUCUCCGUCUAACUAACAGUACGACUACUCUUCACAGUCCCACUCCCAGCUCAAGAGAGGACGACGAAAUCGGAGAACAAUCUGAUACCCGAAUCGUCCCCGGGUCGGACCAUGGAUCGGGUACGGGUAUGAAUCUUGCGACGGCGCUAGAGGCGGAGAGAUACAACCGCGGAGAUCCGACGGAGGCGGCGGAAAUCAUGACGCCGAGGAGAGUAUCGCUGAUGAGAUUGCUGGAGGAGACGACUGAGAGAGUCGUUGCCGCUGACGACGGAAGAGAGACGGAGAUUGUAACGGCGUCGAUUGGGACGUUAACGGGAAAUGAUUCGGUGUGCUGCGUGUGUAUGGGAAGAAAGAAAGGCGCGGCGUUUAUUCCAUGUGGCCACACUUUUUGCAGAGUUUGCUCCAGAGAGCUGUGGCUAAACCGAGGCUCGUGUCCUCUCUGCAACCGUCCGAUCAUCGAGAUCCUCGACAUAUUUUGA